AAUUCAUUGGCGUGUCGUACCUUGUCCUCCAUCCUUCAAGAAUAUCACGAACUUCAUCGCUUCCCUUGGUCGGCCGACGACAAUUAGCUCAAGAUGCUGUCUGGCGUCCUUCUUUUUAACUUGAAAGGUGAAAACCUCAUCUUUCGCAGCUUCCGAAAUGACUGCCGCCCUCGCCUUGCCGAUGUCUUCCGCAUUCAAGUCAUCAGCGCUCGGGAAACCCGGUCGCCGAUCCUGACACUCGGAAGCACUACCUUUAGCCAUGUCAAGCAUGAAAACAUUUACCUGGUGGCUAUUACUAAGAGCAAUGCGAACGCUGCUCUUGUGUUUGAGUUUCUCUACCGCCUCAUUCAGCUCGGGAGGGGUUACUUUGGCAAGUUUGACGAGGAGGCCGUCAAGAACAACUUCGUGCUUGUCUACGAGCUGCUAGAUGAGAUUGUCGACUUUGGAUAUCCUCAAAACACCGAAACGGAUACACUCAAGAUGUACAUCACGACCGAAGGCGUCAAGUCCGAGCACCGCCCAGAAGAUUCAGCCAAGAUCACAAUGCAAGCCACAGGCGCCUUGUCAUGGCGUAAAGCAGACGUCAAGUACCGCAAGAACGAGGCAUUUGUCGAUGUCAUCGAAGACGUGAACCUCCUGAUGUCUGCUGCUGGUGCUGUGCUGCGCGCCGACGUCACGGGCCAAAUUGUCAUGCGCGCAUACCUUUCCGGGACACCCGAGUGCAAGUUUGGCCUGAACGACCGACUGCUACUUGACGGCGACGGCAUGAUGAGUCUACCAUCGGGAAACCGCAUGGGCACCAAGGCUACCAAGGCCGCAGCUGGCAGCGUUACGCUCGAGGAUUGCCAAUUCCACCAGUGCGUCAAGCUCGGCAAAUUCGACUCGGACCGAAUUAUCAGCUUCGUGCCUCCCGACGGAGAAUUCGAGCUCAUGCGAUACCGUGCAACUGAGAACGUGAACCUGCCUUUCAAGGUCCACGCCAUCGUCAACGAGAUUGGCAAGACAAAGGUCGAAUACAGCAUCGGCGUGAAGGCCAAUUUUGGUCCUAAACUCUUUGCUACCAACGUUAUCGUUCGCAUCCCCACGCCGCUGAACACAGCCCGCAUAACAGAGCGUUGCACUCAGGGUAAAGCCAAGUACGAGCCGUCCGAGAACCACAUCAUCUGGAAGAUUGGCCGAUUUGCCGGCCAGUCCGAAUAUGUCCUGUCUGCCGAGGCGGAACUCACAAGCAUGACCAGCCAAAAGGCCUGGAGUCGGCCACCUUUGAGCAUGAAUUUCAGCCUUCUUAUGUUUACAAGUAGCGGUCUACUGGUACGAUAUCUCAAGGUCUUUGAGAAGAGCAACUACAGCAGUGUCAAGUGGGUUCGAUACCUGAGCAGGGCUGGAAGCUACGAGAUAAGAUUUUGAUGUUUAUUUAUUAUGGUUUAAUCUGGGCAUGGCGUGGCGUUUGGGGCUUGUUUGUCUUGGCGAUGAGUCGCGUUGACUGGGUGACCUGGAAGGCACUUGACCUAUCUAAGUUCCACCAUAUAUAUCCUGUUCAUUUUGUGUGGCCUCUACCUUGGCAUACACCCUGUUGUUUCCUCAAAAAAACGUUUACUACUAACGAGAAUUUGCCGAUGUUAGCAUCAUCUGCAUUUGUCUUUGCGGAGUCGGGGAGGCAUUUUGACUUACGAUCUCAAUCCAGCGAGCCAUCCACUUGUCUACGACAGCUUUUGCUUCAUCCACAAGCCCGAGUUCUACAAGUUGUUAGAAAAUGUCAUCACAAACAAUGGGAAAGCAAUCAGGAGACUCACCCAGCAAUAGCUGCACGCCUCCCCGAAUGCCACUUUCGAGAGCUGAGGAG
Messenger RNA from Pyricularia grisea, 1843 nucleotides. RefSeq lists its product as uncharacterized. The transcript has 2 exons. The record is from RefSeq and is a predicted model, not a curated record. Gene Ontology annotation, biological process: clathrin-dependent endocytosis; intracellular protein transport. NCBI's taxonomy places the organism in Eukaryota, Fungi, Ascomycota, Sordariomycetes, Magnaporthales, Pyriculariaceae. Bases 94 to 1407 code for a protein of 437 amino acids. Gene Ontology annotation, cellular component: cytoplasmic vesicle; AP-2 adaptor complex. Gene Ontology annotation, molecular function: clathrin-cargo adaptor activity.